Sclerotinia borealis F-4128 is the source of this 1035-nucleotide messenger RNA. Lineage: Eukaryota; Fungi; Ascomycota; Leotiomycetes; Helotiales; Sclerotiniaceae. The record is from the annotation of a GenBank genome assembly.
AUGUGUUAUUUACAGCGCGACUCCCCACUUUUACCCCAGACAGCACAACGCCAAGGAACAAGAGAGGUUGGACAAGAAGAAAAAUCAAUGUUUAAGGUCGAAGGAGAUCGAUCAUAUGACUUCAUUAGAGAAGGAAGGUUUUCCGACUCGAAUCCUCCUGGGUUCAAAUGUCGCUUAUGCAUGUUCAAUGGAGUCUUUGGGAAUGUCCUAGUUGGUGAUGACUUUCUCCGAACUAUGGGUUAUCCAUCAACAAGUGUUCAAGAAACCUUAACCUCGGUCUAUAAUUUGGGCUGUUUCUUCGGCGCUCUCUCUACUAUCUGGUCUGGCGAUUUCCUUGGUCGACCUAGGGUGAUACUCGUAGGCAGUACCGUUAUUGCUCUGGACGCACUCAUUCAGGCCAGGAGCUAUGGCGUUCCGCAAAUGAUGGUAGGAAGAGUCGUUGCUGGAAUGGGAACGGUUCUCACUGCUAUUAUCUGGGUUCUAUGCCCAUUUUUACCAGAUUCACCGCGUCUACUAAUUAGGAAAGGGCGACAUGAACAGGCGUGUGAAGUUCUCGCGGCUCUUGAAGGCUAUGGUGCGACAGUUGAUUCUCCAUCCGUGAAGCAACAAUUUAACAUCAUCAUCAAAGACGCCUUGGACCGAGAACACAUGAACACAUUUUCUUGGUUCAAAUUGCUCUCUGGAAAAGGUCCAUCUGGGGUCCUAAGACGAAUGAUUCUGGGAGCUUGGAUGCAAGCUAUGAAUAAACUCAGUGGAAUAAAUGUCACCAGUUAUGACAUGACAUAUGUCUUCAUCCAUGUUCUUGUAAUCUCUGAACUGAGAGCACGAAUCCUUGCAGCGGCAGGAUCUGUUGACUACCUCAUUUUCGCCUUUCUGGCCUACUCUGUGAUCGAGCGAUACGGCCGUCGACGCGUAAUGAUUAUUUCUGCAUUCGCCUGCUCCACUUGCUGGAUAAUCAUCACAAUCGUACUUGCUCUGUCAGAAUCCGAUCCCGCUCGUGGUUAUCAAUAUGGUGCUGUAGCAGUAAAUCUAUGA